UCAUAGUUGUGCGCCGCCGAAGCCGUUGUGUGCCCUCUGGAAGGCAGCGCAGUGUCACAGCAGAAGAGGGCACCGGGUUUGGGCUGUCAGGCAGGGCAGACAUGUCGGUCAGUCCGGUAGACGCACAGCUUCGGCAGCAGCAGCUGAGAGCGCUCCGUAGGAAAUGGCUGAAGGACCAGGAGCUGAGCCCGCGGGAGCCCGUCCUGCCCCAGAAGAAGCUGAAUGCCGUGGACAGGUUCUGGGCCAACUUCCUGCAGAAGCCCUCUCUAUGGAAAAGCUACACAUUCAGGACGUAUAAUAUUGGUGUACAGGCGGUGACCAAAAUUCUCAUACCAGCUUGGAUCGUCCAUUACUUUGUGAAGUACCACCUGCAGACAACCCCAUAUGCUGCUGUGUUUCAGAAACCACGGCUGUACCCUGGUGAUGUUAUCCAAGAAACUGGACAAGUCGUCCCACCCCUUGAGGAAGCAAGCAGUGGACAUCACCACUAAAUAUUUGUAGUCAUCUUGUUUCAAAGAAAAAUGUAAAAAAAAGUCUUUAAUAUUAUCAUAAAAUAAAAGAUUAGAAUUGUA
Messenger RNA from Hyla sarda, 572 nucleotides. It is a transcript of the gene NDUFB6, whose product is annotated as NADH:ubiquinone oxidoreductase subunit B6. Gene Ontology annotation, biological process: mitochondrial electron transport, NADH to ubiquinone; mitochondrial ATP synthesis coupled electron transport. The record is from RefSeq and is a predicted model, not a curated record. Bases 102 to 491 code for a protein of 129 amino acids. NCBI's taxonomy places the organism in Eukaryota, Metazoa, Chordata, Amphibia, Anura, Hylidae. The transcript is spliced from 4 exons.